CGGUCCGUGGAAAACUCUGAAGAGUAAAGCAUUUGGGGUCCUACUACGUGCGUGCUGUCUUUUACUGCAUGGUCCUUGUACAACGUGAGAACCAUGCCGAAGUCUAAGAGGGAUAAGAAAAUAUCCUUAACAAAAACAGCCAAGAAGGGGCUGGAAUCUAAACAGAAUUUAAUUGAGGAGUGUCGGAAAUGUGUGGACAUAUACAAAAACGUUUUCAUCUUCUCCGUGGAGCACAUGAGGAACAACAAACUGAAAGACAUAAGGACAGCAUGGAAACAUAGUCGGUUCUUUUUUGGGAAGAACAAAGUAAUGAUGAUUGCUUUGGGCAGAGGACCAGCAGAUGAAUACAAGGACAACCUACACAAGGUCAGUAGAUUUCUGAAAGGUGAAGUUGGCGUCUUGUUCACAAAUAAAACAAAAGAGGAGGUGCAAGAAUAUUUCAACAACUUCAAAGAAAUAGACUACGCUCGGGCGGGAAACGUAGCACAGAUGGCCGUGACCCUCGAUGAGGGACCGCUGGAGCAGUUCCCUCACUCCAUGGAGCCCCAGCUCAGACAGUUAGGUCUGCCCACGGCCCUGAAGAAAGGUGUGGUCACUCUUAUUAAAGAGUUUGUGGUGUGCAAGGAGGGAGACUCUUUGACACCUGAACAGGCUCGGAUUUUGAAACUCUUUGCAAUUCAAAUGGCGGAAUUCAAACUGACGAUAAAGUGCAUGUGGAACUCCGAGACAGGGGACUUCAAGCUGCUUACAGAUGAGAGCAUACAAGACAAGGAGGAUGAGAGCGAGAGUAUGCAAGACAAGGAGGAUGAGGAAGAGAUUGAUGGAAGUGAAUAAGAAUUGACCCUCAAAUGGACUUUAAUGUGACAUUCAGCAGGACCUGCCCCCCAAACCAACCUUUUUUUUUUUUUCUCUUCUCUCUGCUGUUGUUUUUCAUCUAACAAAAUCCCUGGAGUUGUGGAAUCUCUGGACAUAUUUGUGUUGUGUAGUGUUUUUAAGAUUCCCACUCUUGUUUGAUUAUUAUGUGUAAAUGCCAGUGCCUAAACUGCAAAGGAUGUUUUGUAACCGUCACCGAUGCUAAAUACAUUCAAAAUGUAAUGUA
Molecule: messenger RNA, 1099 nt
Organism: Clupea harengus (Atlantic herring)
Lineage: Eukaryota; Metazoa; Chordata; Actinopteri; Clupeiformes; Clupeidae
Gene: mrto4
Product: MRT4 homolog, ribosome maturation factor
Biological process (GO): ribosomal large subunit assembly; nuclear-transcribed mRNA catabolic process; ribosomal large subunit biogenesis
Cellular component (GO): preribosome, large subunit precursor; nucleolus
Molecular function (GO): RNA binding
Source: RefSeq, a predicted model, not a curated record